Messenger RNA from Peronospora farinosa, 597 nucleotides. The record is from the annotation of a GenBank genome assembly. Lineage: Eukaryota; Oomycota; Peronosporomycetes; Peronosporales; Peronosporaceae.
AUGUCAGGCAGCGGACGAAAGAGUGCGUAUCGUAAGGGUGUGACCAAGCGUGUGUUAUAUGGCGAUCCAGAGCCUAAGGAAAACGAGCUCAUUGUUCGCGUCACGGCACUACGAGGCACCAACUUGUUCGAGGUGGUCGACGCCCAAGGAAUUCAAUCGGUAACAAUGUUACCAACUAAAUUCCGCAAACUCAUUUGGGUGAAACGAGGUGAUUUUUUAAUUGUCGGGGAGGGUGAUGGAGGAGAAGCCACAACUGCUACGGGCAAGAAGGGCGCCGUAACGUCCAUUGUAGUGCACAUUUUAUACAAGGAUCAGAUCAAAAACCUCAAGCAAAAGGAUCUCUGGCCUGUGGAAUUUGAUGUGUCGUCUACUAAGCAGGCGUGGACGCACGUAGAUACUGAUGGUGACGAGGACGAGCAGAAGGAUGGAGAAGAAAACGAAGUUGCUGAUGAACAAGUUUCUCAGGUGUCUACAGCUUCGUCCUCAAAGGGACUUACGAUGGUGGAAGACGGGUUUGCCCACAUGCACGUGAAUCGGAAUCGUCGCAAAGGCCACUUUGAUGACGAAGAGGAAGAAGCAGAUAGCGAUGACGAGUGA